This is a messenger RNA of Colletotrichum phormii, 1101 nucleotides long. RefSeq names its product NAD(P)-binding protein. The record is from RefSeq and is a predicted model, not a curated record. The transcript has a single exon. The coding region runs from base 1 to 1101 and encodes 366 amino acids. NCBI's taxonomy places the organism in Eukaryota, Fungi, Ascomycota, Sordariomycetes, Glomerellales, Glomerellaceae.
AUGUUUGUUCAUGUCGCCGGCGUAACUGGCAACAUCGGCCAAAAGCUGGUCGAUGCUCUCCAUGCUCGAGGGCAUCAAGUCCGUGGUUUAGGCCGCAACCCCGGGAAACUUACGGCUACCCGCCGCGCCAAAUUGGAAGAUUUCAUCCUUACCAGCAACCACUAUGACAUCGAGGCCCUUGAUCGAGGUUGCAAGGGAGCCGACGCAGUCAUCUGUGCGUAUGGAGUGUUACCGACCGAGCUACAAUUUGACGGGCAACUUCUCCUCCUCAGGGCGGCUGAGCGCGCCAACAUUCGUCGAUUUGUUCUCUCGACAUGGAACAAUGACUGGAGUCGAGAUCCUUUAGGCAUGCACGAGAGCUACGACCCUUUUAUUGCUUUCCGCCGCAUCGCUGAGUUAAGCUCGCCCAUCAAGUCGAUUUACAUCUUCACAGGUGUCUUGGCCGAGGUGUUUUGGGUCUUCCCUGAUCAUCCUUUUGGAGCUGUCGAGUUGAAUGGCUACUGGGAUGGUAGAGACAAGUCCAUGAGUUUCUGGGGCAACGGAGACAAGCCAAUGCCAUGGUCCACGGAGCGAGACGCAGCUGAGUUUACGGCUGCAAUAAUUUCUAGAGACGACGCCGAGGAGGGUGGAUGCUGGAAUACAGUCUCCGGUAUUCAUUCCGUCCGGGAGCUUGCCACAGUGUACGAAAGGGUAAAGGGAAAAGAGGUCAGCUUCAAGAUCAGGGGUACUGAUGAAGACCUCAAGGCUCUUGCAUUCGAGGCCCGUAAGGCAGCUACACCGAGGGACUUCUUCCAGUAUAUGUCGUACUUUGUCGCAGCGCCACACGUGGCGCUGCCGGUUACUGCCGUACGAUACCGCUUUCCACAAGCCGAUUACCCGUCUUGUACGGUAUAUAGAUAUGACCCCCAUACGGAUCUUCCACUUAGAGGAAUCAAGCCACUUUCUACUAUACAUGUCUUCCACUUGCUACCUCGCUUUGUGAUAUACUUCUAUCAGUUUUAUACUAAUAAUGGUACUUGGGAUAUGGCGAAGAUCGACAAUGAUGAGCUUGAUGUCCGAGCAACGUCUCUGGAGGAUUUUUUGAGAGACAACAAUAUCUAG